Messenger RNA from Scophthalmus maximus (turbot), 2177 nucleotides. It is a transcript of the gene ndor1, whose product is annotated as NADPH dependent diflavin oxidoreductase 1. The coding region runs from base 146 to 1933 and encodes 595 amino acids. Gene Ontology annotation, molecular function: FMN binding; flavin adenine dinucleotide binding; NADPH-hemoprotein reductase activity. NCBI's taxonomy places the organism in Eukaryota, Metazoa, Chordata, Actinopteri, Pleuronectiformes, Scophthalmidae. The transcript has 15 exons. Gene Ontology annotation, cellular component: cytosol. The record is from RefSeq and is a predicted model, not a curated record.
GUUAGUGCACGGGCCAAUCACAAGUCGGAAAGGGCUUGUCGUAAACCGUGUCGUCUCGGUGUCGUGAAUACGGAAGUGCUGGCCUCACUGUGAACAGUUAUUUUGACCCGGUGAAGCCGCGACGGAGGAUUAAAUCUGCGUCAUAAUGUCGACGCCCACCCUGCUCGUCCUGUACGGCUCACAGACCGGGACGGCCCAGGACGCGGCCCAGAGGAUCGGCCGCCAGGCGAAGAGGAAGCGGCUGCAGGUUCGAGUGUCACCUCUGGAUCAGUACGACGUGGCCGACCUGAUCUCAGAGUCUCUGGUGGUCUUUGUGUGCGCCACCACCGGACAAGGAGAAGCUCCCGACAACAUGAAGAACUUCUGGAGGUUCCUCUUCAGGAAGUCGUUACCUGCCGGAUCUCUGAACCGACUGGACUGUGCCGUCCUGGGACUCGGGGACUCGUCCUACCCGAAGUUCAAUUUUGUGGCCAAGAAGCUUCACAAGCGUCUGCUGCAGCUCGGAGCCAGUUCCCUGCUGCCGGUCGGGCUCGCAGACGACCAACACGACCUGGGGUCGGACGCCGUGAUCGAUCCAUGGCUCGCUUUGCUGUGGGAGCAGGUGUUCGCUCUGUUUCCUACUUUGUCUGAUGUGGAGGCGCUGAGCGAAGACGAACCACUCCCGCCGACGUACACGUUCCACUUCCUGGACGACGUGAAGGAGGAGGCCGACGACCAAGGCAGGAUUCCCCCGCAGCAAACCGUCCCAGUCUCCCAGUCUCAUCCCUUUCCCGCCCGACUGGUGUCCAAUCAGAGAGUUACGGACCCGGCGCACUUCCAGGACGUGAGGCACAUCGAGUUCGACAUCACCAGAUCCGACAUCAAGUUCGGUGCCGGUGACGUGGUGAACAUGAGGCCGUGUAACGCAGCGGAGGACGUAGAACAGUUCUGUCAACUGCUGAGGUUAGAACCGGAGGCGAGAUUCACUCUCAGCGCCACGGACGCCGCCGCAGUUCCCGUCAGGCUCCCUCAGCCGUGCACCGUGCGCCACCUGGUGGAGAGCUACCUGGAUGUCGGCGCCGUCCCUCGCCGCUCCUUCUUCGAGCUGAUGUCGACUUUCGCCACCAACGAGCUGGAGCGGGAGAAGCUGCUGGAGUUUAGCUCGGCGGCCGGCCAGGCCGAGCUGCACGACUACUGCAACCGGCCCCGACGCACGGCGCUGGAGGUCUUGUCAGAUUUCCCGCACACGACGGCCGAACUCAAAGUGGACUACGUCCUGGAUCUUUUCCCGGAGAUUCAGCCUCGUUCGUUCUCCAUCGCCUCCGCUCUCCAGCUUCACCCGAACAGGAUUCAGAUCCUCGUCGCUGUCGUUCGUUACAAAACCAAGAUGUUCAAACCCCGACAAGGCCUCUGCUCCGGCUGGUUGGCCUCGCUGGACCCGGCACAAGGGGAGGUGUUUGUGCCGCUGUGGGUGAAGAAGGGAAGUCUGACGUUCCCGAAGGAGAGCGACACCCCCGUGAUCAUGGUUGGACCCGGAACUGGGGUGGCGCCGUUCAGGUCGGCUCUGCAGGAGAGGACGGCCGCCGGGAGAACUGACAACGUCCUGUUCUUUGGCUGCCGCUCGGAGUCCAAGGACUUUUACUUCAGGUCUGAGUGGGAGGAGCUGACGGAGGCCGGACGCUUGACGCUGUUCACGGCCUUCUCACGAGACCAGGAGGAGAAGGUUUACGUUCAGCACCGUGUGGAGCAGAACGCCGAGCUGCUCUGGGACUUGAUCGCUAACAGAGACGCCUGCUUCUACAUCGCAGGAAAUGCUAAACAGAUGCCAUCCAGCGUGGGCGACGCCCUGAAGCUUGUGUUCCGGAAGGAGGGCAAACUGACAGAGGAGGAGGCCGAGAGAAAGUUCAUGACCAUGGAGAGAACGGGACGUCUGCAGAGCGAGACCUGGUCCUGAGCACCAGACCUCAGGAAGUUGCUGUGUUGACUGAAACUGACCUCACUGAAACAUCAAUACUGAGACUGCGCAGACAGAAAACUACAGAAAAACUGUACGAACCGUAACAACUCAGACCUGAAGGAACUGUGUGUAGAUCACAUCUGUUCACCUUCUUGCUGAGAAGAUGAAUCGCCCUGGCGACCAGAGGAGACUCCAGGAAGUGACUCGGCCAAACCAAGAACCACAUAAAAUAAUAUUCCAA